Mixia osmundae IAM 14324 is the source of this 1455-nucleotide messenger RNA. RefSeq lists its product as uncharacterized. Gene Ontology annotation, biological process: mRNA export from nucleus; positive regulation of DNA-templated transcription, elongation. Bases 452 to 1312 code for a protein of 286 amino acids. NCBI's taxonomy places the organism in Eukaryota, Fungi, Basidiomycota, Mixiomycetes, Mixiales, Mixiaceae. Gene Ontology annotation, cellular component: THO complex part of transcription export complex. The transcript is spliced from 6 exons. The record is from RefSeq and is a predicted model, not a curated record. Gene Ontology annotation, molecular function: mRNA binding.
AGGUGCAUCGAAUUAGAGCUGCAUUAAUAUAGCUACAUGUGGCCGUGGAAGUCUCGAUCGUCGUCAGGCUCUAUAGGAGGUGCAUCCCAGUUGCAGUAGCUUCGACCGCGAGUGCGCCCGAAGCUUAGCGUGCAACCCUCGAGUAUCUCGCAUUCGUGAUCGACUAUUGACGCUGUCAAAAGCGAGACCAUAUGAUACUCGAGAGUACUUGCUUGUAGUUAUGUACUGAUCAGGCAGCCGUUGGGAGCAGAACGCGGCAUUGACGCCCCACUUUGCCGGGUUGCAGGUCAUCUCGUACUCUGCGCCGAGGUGAAUGAACGGCCAGGCUGCCAUAUAAAUUGAGGUCAGGCAGAGCUUCAGAUCCAGAGACCGCACCCCAGAACAUCUGCGCCCUGAUCUGAACGGCUUGUAUGAUCUCGCAACAGGCUUCGAAGAUGGAGAGAUCUACAAAAUGACCAGCUCGCUUGUCGAUGAGCUGCUUAUUGUCAACAUGGAGCAUCCAAUAGCGCUCUUCGGGAGGUCCAAAAGGGUACGCCCAGCACUGGAGUGGAUCGCCCUAUCCUACGACGGUCAGACAGCGGAAGCCGGCCCAGAUCGAGAACACGCAGCAGGUGAAAGGAAGGCGCGCAAGGAGUUGCUACGGGGCGUCGUUCACUUUGAGUUCGUCAAGAUGGCAGCCGACGCAGCUCUGAGCUAUCAAGAGACGCUAGAGUACACAGUGCAAGCGCUUCAGGCCAUAGCAGACGCAUUGCACAGCCAAGCACGCUCAGCAGCUCCCGCAAGCGAGCAAGAGUCAACGCUCAAGAGAGCCUUGCCCCACUUUGCAACGCUCAAGUCUGUCAACCGUGCGGCGUCUGAGAAUGUGCAAGAGUGCAAAGCACGCUCGGCAGAAGCUCGAUCGCUCGUCGAUGAAGCUUUCAUGGGGUUGCAAAACCUCAAAUACGAGAAAGAGUUUCUCGAGCGAGAGAUACGCUCUUGCAAGGACUACGACUCGCAAUUCGAUCGGCUAGAGUUGCACACGGUUGAUGACUUUGCGCGACUGUCAGGCGCGCCAAAGGCAGAAAGCAUGGAUACUGACGAGACGAAGCCGAUUCCCGACGAUCCCCACGAGCUCAUGCUUGCUCGACUCCACUUUGAGCUUUCCGAACGACAAAGACUUGAGCGCGAGAAGAAGACACUGCUGUCUCAAAAGGUCACACUGACAAAGAGCAAUGAUGAGAAGCGAGCGAAACUCGAAGCCCUCGAGAAAAAGCUGGAAGAGUUUGUCGAAUCUGCCAAAGUCAUUCAAUCUAAUCUGGCUCAAGUACAGUAGCGGUCACCAGGGAUUGCAUUGUCUCUGAGAAUACGAUAGCGAGCCUCAUCGCACGACUUGAAGUUUGCAUAGACGGCAUCUAGCUGUUGAAAGUGCCAUCGUCGAUGGCAGAGACGGCCCAUGUGUUGACGGGCGUGCAUUGC